AUGGACGACGAUGCGAGCGUCUUUGAGAAGCUGCUCGAUGAGAUCUGCUACCGCCCGUCAGCCUCGACGAUCCCCGCCCACAUGGCCUCGUGCGUCGAGAGCUUUCAAGUCGCGCCGACGGUCAAGAAGACGGCCAAUCAGCUCCUGAGCACCGUGUCUCGCUGCCAGCAUCGAAUGAGCGCCAAGCACGUCCUCGAUCUCCUCGGCAUGUUCGUCGCUGCCGACGAUAGCUUUGCGACGGCGUUCGCCGAGCGCGUCGUUGCCCGUGCCAAGAGCUUCGUGCACCUUUUCCCGACGGCCCGGACAACGCUUGUGCGCAUGGUCGCUCUCGUGCUCGCGGCCCCGACCUUUGACACAGCCGGCCUCAACAGCCUCGUCCAGGCGCAGUGCAUCGUCCUCGAAGCCAACCGCGCGUUCCCCGAGACGCACGCGGCGCUGCACAAGGCCAUCGUGCCGCUCUGCAAGACCCGCCCCGAGAUCCGCGCCGCGUACGUUGCCCUCGCGACAGCGACGACGGGCGACGCCAAGUUCCUCCUCGCGCGUCUUCUCCUCAAGGCCUUUCUGCCGACGUUUUCGGCUGACGAGCGCGCGCUCUGGCUCGGCAGCUACGUCCACCAGGCGCUCGAAGCCAAGGUCCGCCCGACGCACGCCGACCUCGACGCGUACACGGCGCUGACGGCGACGCUGACGGCCCACGACUUUGAAGCGACGAUCUCGCCCGUGCUCUCGCGCAUGCUCAAGCGGUCCCCGGACUCACUUUUGGACGCGACCGUGGCCGUUGUCCGCGCGCUGCCGGCCAAGAUCGACCUCAGCGCGUACGUCGCUCCGAUCUUUGGCGCGCUCUUUCCCGCCAAGCUCAAGUCGGUCAAGGACGACGUGCGUGAAGCGUGCAUCCAGCUGCUCGCGGCCGUUAUUGCGCGCUGCAGUGACGCAGCGGCCGUCACGUCCAUCGUCACGGACCUCGUGGGCCUCCUCGACGGCAAGUUUGGCCUCUUGGCGCAGUUUUACAUGCGCGACGCGGUCUUCCAGAGCCUUUUGCAUGUCGCCUCGGCCGUCGGCAAGACGCUCGGGUCCACGGCCGCCCGCGCACUCGCGUCGGACCUCGUGCUCCCCGCCCUGCCCAAGGCCAUCGCCAAGGAAGCCAACGACGUCGUGCGCAACACGGCGCUCUGGACGCUCGGCCAGUGGCUCUCGCUGCACACGCCGUCGACGGCGGCCCUCUCGCCCGAGAUCCAAAAGCUCUUCGAGGCAGGCCUCGCGAGCAAGACGGAGGCCGUCGUCGUGGCAUACGCGCGGUCGCUCGUCGUCGUGUCGCGCACGCACCCCGAGAUCCUCGCGCCGCUUGCGCCGCGCCUCGCCAGCGUCGUCGCCGAAGCGCAGAAGAAGCCGAAUGUCGCGCACCUCGACGGUGUUCUGGCGCUCGUGGCGCUCACCAACGUUGGCCUGUCCGCGCCCGAGGUCCACGACGUGAACGCGAUCUUGUCGCCGACCACGUUCUUCAAGACGUCGGUGGUGCUCCUCGGCCACCAGCUGCAGCUCGGUGCGAGCCUUGAGUCGCCCGAAGAGACGGCCCUUAAAGCUGUAGGCGAGGCGCUCGUUCGCGUCUGGCGCGAGGUGCCACAAUCGGACGAGAUUUCGAGCAUGUCGCUGCUCGUGGGUCUUUUGCACCACCGCGUCGCCAGCGUGCGUGACCACUGCGAGAAGCAUGUGCGUGCGCUCGUCGCGGACCAGCUCUGGACGGCGCUGCCGCUUCUGGAGGCGUUUGCGCAGGCGCUUUUGACGCUGACGCCGUGGUCGGCCAAGCACGCGACCGACGACGCCGACGCGACCGUCUACAACGCGCCGUCGACGCAGUCGUCGCUCGCGGGUAUCCUUCGCCGCAACCUGCGCGCGAUCGUGCCAGCGCGCCUCCUGCCGGCGACGCACGAGUCGGAGAUUGUCGCACUCUUCCCGCGCCUUCUCGUUCUCGCCCACCACCCGCUCGUCGUGCACGGCGCGCGCAAGGACGCAUUUGCGAGCGAGUGGACGCGCCUCAAGGCCCGCUUCGUCUCGGAAGACGACCUCGCGCCGCCGGCCGCCAAGGCGCCCAAGGACCAAAGCGACGAGGACGAGGACGACGAGGAUGACGAGGAUGAGAUGGUGCCGACGGUGCACGACCACGUCGACGACCUCUUUUACUCGGUGCCGGGUCUUACGGACGCGACGGUCGCGUACCUGCAGUCCAAGCUCUACGCUGCGUCGCGCCUCGAGCGUGUGAGCGCCCAGCGCGCCCUUGUGACGCUUCUUGAGUUUGCUGGCAACGGCAUGGGCGAGGCGCUCGUCUUGAGCAACCUCAUCCAGUCGCACGUGGCCACGAUGCUCGAGACCCCUGCGAUUGCCAACGUCUCUGACGACGACGUCGACAUCUACUGCACGCCGGACGACACGCUGUACACGAAGGCCAAGAAGAAGGCCGACGACGUGCCUCGUCACCGCGGCCGCGGCACCGAGGACGAGCGCUGGGAAGCGCAGGUCCGCGAAGAGCUCGCGCGGAAGCGGGCCGCCGACCCGAACGCGACGGCCAAGAAGGUCAAGUACACCAAGGAAGAGCUCGAGACGCUUCAGCAGCAAAAGGAGCUGCGCGGCCGCUUGCGCGAGGCCAAGCACCUCGUCGCGUGCACGGACGAGCUCCUCGCGUUUGUCGCGCGCACAACACCCGAGGCGUUCCAGCCUGCGCUGCCGCACUUGGUGGCGCCGAUCCUGGCGCUGCUGCCGAGCCCAAUGUUUGCGGACUUUGCUUUCCGCGGCCUCACGCACCUCGGCAAGUGCGUCAUGCCCAUGAACCUCCGCGCGCACGCGUCCGAACUCGCGUCGGCCUUGCACAUUGCGCACGGUAUCACGCCCGAGACGGCCAACCAGCUCAACGAAAACAUGCCGCUCUUUGAGCGCCUCUUUGGCUUGCUCUCGACCAACGUCUUUGGCUCGGUGCUCGAAUCCGAGGACGAAGUCGACUUGGCGGACGAGUACCAUUUGCUGACGCCGUCGACGCUGCACAUGGUGUUCCCGAUCCUCCGGACGUUCUUGGAGUAUUCGAUGGCGUGCCGGCAGUUUGUGCUGCCGCUCUUUGCUGUUCACGCCAAGAUGAUCAGCCAGGAAGAGGAGCUCGAGGUCGGCGACAUGGCGGCCCAGCGCUUGCUGCGCAAGAGCAUGCUUGCGGUCACGCUCGCGUGGAUCGAGCACGACAUCAAGGAAGAGAUCCCGGCGUCGGAGAACCUCUCGCCGGACGUUGUCUUGCAGCAGAUCUGCGCCGGCGCACCCUUGUCGUUGGACGAGUGGGCACCGAUCGUCGGCGACCACGGCUUGCUCUCGACGCUUGUGCAGGCUCGCCGUGCGUGCCUCAAGGCGACGCUCGCCAUGGUCGAAGCGCAAUACGACGACGACGAAGAUGAGGACGAGGACGCCGAGAACGCCAAGGCGACGUUGAUUGCGUCGACGCCGAUGCUCUCGACGAUUCUGUUUGUCGCUCGUUUUGACAACGACGCAGAGAACAAGACGCUGGCCGAAGCCAUUUGGCCGCUCUCAGACGCAGCGCUCACCAAGGAAACGGUCAUGGGACCCAUCCUGUUGCCGCUGCUUCGCCAUGCGCACGCCAACGUCCGCGACGCGGCCGCUGCGGCGUUGGCCACUGGCAUGAAGCAGUUUCCCGACACGAUCGCGCCGACGCUUAAGGGCAUCCAGUCGGCCUUCUUGCAGCACGUCCCGGCCAAGGGCGACGCCGAGGCCACGCUUGAUGCGUUUGGCGCCCCUGUCGUGCGCCGCCACAACGACAUGGAGGCGGACGAAAGCAUGUCGACGGUUUUGCCGCGCCUCGGCGCCGGUGCGUGCAUGGAGCACUGCGCCAAGACAGAGAUCCUCUCGCGCGAGCACGUCAUGAGCUGCGUCCAGUUCAUCCUCUCGUUUGGCCUCGGCGACAUGCACCACAGCGUCCGCGCGUCCAUGCGCAAGGCCGGUGUCCAGAUGAUGGACUCGUACGGUGCUGUGUACACCAACGGCCUUCUCACGCUCCUCGAAGCGCGCAUUGAAGUGCCGGCGGCGAAUGCGUCGCCCAAGGAGCUCGAGGCGUACGACCACAAGCGCGAAGGCGUCGUCGUCUGCCUCGGGUCGCUCGCCAAGCACAUGGACAAGGCCGACCCGAAGGUCUCGUCGAUCGUGCACCAGCUGCUCGCGUCGCUCUCGAUCCCGUCCGAGGCCGUCCAGCGCGCGAUUGCGACGUGCUUGUCGCCGCUCAUGCUCGCGGUCAAGGACGAAAGUCCGUUGAUCCUUGACGACCUUCUCACGAAGGCGACGACGGGCGAGACGUUUGGUGACCGCAUGGGUGCCGCGUUCGGUGUUUCGGCCGUUGUCAAGGGCCUUGGUAUCGCCGCGCUCAAGCAGCAUCUGGUCAUUCCGCGCCUCGAAGAAGCGAUGAAGAUCUCCAACCCGAACGCUCGCCAAGGCGCCUUGUCCGUCAUGGAGUGCCUCUGCGAGCGCCUCGGCUUCCUCUUUGAGCCGUAUGUGAUUGUGAUCCUUCCGAUCCUCCUCAAGUCGUUUGCGGACACGAGUGCGGCCGUGCGCGAGGCCGCGAGCGGCACGUCCAAGGGUAUCAUGCGCAACCUCUCGGCGCACGGCGUCAAGCUCAUUCUGCCUUCGAUCUUGCGCGCUGUCGACGAUCCGGCGUGGCGAACCAAGCAGGCUGCCAUCCAGCUUCUCGGCGCCAUGGCGUCGUGCGCGCCCAAGCCGCUGGGUUCGUGCUUGCCGCAGAUCAUCCCGAAGCUCACGGCGUCGCUCUCGGACUCGCACCCGCGUGUCAAGGAGGCUGGCCACGCGGCGCUCAUUGACAUUGCGCAUGUCGUGCGCAACCCCGAAAUUGCCUCGAUCGCCUCCAUUUUGCUCGCCGGUUUGCAGGACCCGAACCGCAAGACGACGGACGCGAUGCAGGCGCUCCAGUCGAUGAAGUUUGUGCACUCGAUCGACGCGCCGUCGCUUGCGCUUGUGAUGCCCGUGCUCCAGCGCGGCUUGACGGACCGCGUCUCGGAGACGAAGAAGAAGGCUGCGCUCAUCGUUGGCAACAUGUGCUCGAUGGUCAACGACGCCAAGGACCUCGCGCCGUACCUCGACACGAUCGCACCCUGCCUCCAGACGCAGCUGCUCGACCCGAUUCCCGAGGUCCGCACGGUCGCGUCCAAGGCGCUUGGUAUGCUCGUCAAGGGCCUCGGUCAGAGCCACUUCCCGCACCUCGUGCCGUCGCUGCUGCAAGCCAUCAAGUCGGAAUCGUCGUCUGUCGAGCGGUCGGGUUCGGCCCAGGGUCUCUGCGAGGUGCUCGUCAACCUUGGCCCGGAUGCGCUCGACCAUGGUCUGCGCGACGAAAUCCUUCCGAUCGCGCGCCACCCCAAGGCCGCGGUCCGCGAAGGUGUCCUCUGGGUGCUGGCGUUCCUCCCGCCGGCGCUUGGCAAGGGCUUCUCCAAGUACCUUGGCAAGGCGCUCCCGAUGAUUGUGUCGGGUCUCUCGGACGAGUCGGAAGGUGUCCGCGACGUAGCGAUGCACGCAGGUUCGAUUGUCGUCAACGCCCACGCGCUUUCCAACACGAAGGACAUUUUGCCUGCGCUUGAGGCUGGUAUCUUUGACGACAACUGGCGCAUUCGUCAGUCGUCGAUCUCGCUCCUCGGCGACUUGUUGUACCGCGUCAGUGGCACGAAGGCGGUCGUCAUGUCGGCCAACGACGACGACGAUGGCGCCGAUGCAGGCAGCGCCGCUGGCGAGAAGGCGAUGCUCAAGAUCCUCAGCAAGCCGCGCCGGGACGCGGUCCUCGCUGCGCUUUACAUGGUGCGCUCGGAUACGUCGGCCGUCGUGCGCCAGAGCGCCCUCCAGGUGUGGAAGAGCGUCGUCUCCAACACACCCAAGACGCUGCGCUCGAUCCUCGAGACGCUCAUGCUCCUCAUCGUGCAAGCGCUCUCGGGCAAGAACGUCGAGAAGCAGACCGUCGCUGGUCGCACGCUCGGCGAAAUCGUGCGCAAGCUUGGCGAGCGUGUCAUGCCCGAGGUCGUCCCGAUCCUGCGCGCGGGCCUCGACCCGAUGAACCCCGCCGGCAUGCGCCAGGGCGUCUGCCUCGGCCUCGCCGAGGUCAUCCAGUGCUCGCCCAAGAAGCAGCUCGAAGAUUUCGUCGAGACGCUUGUUGUUGCACUCGAAGACGCACUUUGUGACGCGCUGCCCGAGGUCCGCCGCGCGGCCGGUGGUGCGUUCGAUGUCUUCCACAAGAGCAUGGGCUACCGCUCGAUUGACGAACUCAUCCCGCGUCUCCUCAAGCGCAUUACGUCGGUGGACGACCUCGUCCAGGAGCGCGCGCUUGCUGGUCUCCAGGAAGUGCUCAAGGUCAAGUCGCGUGAGGUGCUUCCGUACCUCGUGCCGCGCCUUCUUACGACGCCGAUGGCCUUGUCCAACGUCCAAGCGAUCGCGCACAUUGCGUCGGUCUCGGGUGCGGUGCUGCACUACCACAUGGAUCGCAUUCUCCAGGUGCUCUUCAACGAAUACGUUUCCGUCGUCACGAGCCGCCCGAACGACGAGAUGGCGGCAGCGAUCCAGCACUCGGUGCGUGCGGUCGCGCUGAGUGUCGAGGCCGCUGGCGUCCAGUGGCUCGCGGCCGAGAUUUGCAAGUACUGCGAGGCCGACAUUGCUGAGACGCGGUACCUUGCGUGCUGGCUCAUUGCCGCCUUUUGCCAGUCGGCGACCGUCUCGUACGACGAACAAGUCCCGAUCUUCCUCAAGUACGUCCUCGCGCGCUUCAACGACAGCGAUGCCUCGGUCGUCGAGGCCGCGCUCUUGGCGUUCAGCAGCCUCAACACGACGAUCCGGCCCGAUGAGCUCGCCAAGCACAUCGACUUUAUCCGCAACAACCUCAGCUCGAUUGUCAGUGACGCGCGCCAUCGCAAGGGCGGUGUUGGUGCCACGGGCCUUUUCAUCUUGCCGGCGCUUGCGCUGCCCAAGGGCCUCGACCCGUUCCUGCCGGCGUACCAGCACGCGCUCAUGAACGGUACACCCGAAGCGCGCCAAAGCGCUGCGGCAGGUCUCGGCGAGCUUGUGCAGCUGGCGUCGCCCGCGUGCCUCAAGAGCGUCCUUAUCAAGAUCACGGGCCCGCUCAUCCGUAUCGCUGGCGACCGCUUCCCGGGCCACGUCAAGGCUGCGAUCCUCUCGACGCUCGAAAUUUUGCUCGUCAAGGGCGGUGUCGCGCUGAAGCCGUUCUUGCCGCAGCUCCAGACGACGUUUGUCAAGGCGCUCAACGAUACGAGCGCGUCCGUGCGCGCGUGCGGUGGCUCGGCCCUCGUCCACCUCGUUGCUCUCUCGCCGCGCAUUGACCCGCUCAUUGCCGAGCUCACGGACAAGGUUGCUUCGACGACGGGCGGCGUCCAGGAGGCCAACCUCGACGCGCUCGUUGCGAUCCUCACCCGCGUCGGCGCCAAGGUCUCGGCGUCGGCUGUGCUCGCGGUGGAGGACGCCCUUCGCGGCCUUCUCAUCACGGACGACGACCUCCUCCGUGUGCGUGCGAGCAACGGCCUUGCCCUCGCGCUCUCGCUCGGCAGCGAAGAACACGGUGUCGCGAUGGUCGAGGAGCUCGUGCAACCGUCGACGGAGCUCUGGACGCUUCGCCACUCGUCGGCGCUGGUUGCGUCAGGCUUGCUCAGCCUUUCGCCGGUGCCGACGUGGGUUGCCAACACGCUUGCGGCGCCGGUCGUCCCGACGCUCGUGGCGCUCGCCCGUGACGAGAACCCGCUCGUCAAGUCGUCGAGCCUCACGGCGCUUGGUCUUGCGGUCAAGGUCGACGCGGCGCUUGUGUCGGCGGACGUUGUCCAGGCGCUCGUUGUGGGCCUCACGGACGCUGUCAACAAGGAUGUCAACCGUACGGCGCUGCGCGUCGUCAAGCGCAUGGCCAAGGUCGCCCCGAAGCGUGUGCGCCAGCACCUGGCUGCGCUCGUGCCGCCGAUUUUUGCGCUCAUCAAGAGCCCCAACAUCAACAUCAAGCUCGGCGCCGAGCGCGCGCUCUUGUACGUGCUCGAGGUCGCGACGCGUCCCGAGACGCUUGUCGAGUAUUGUGCGAGCGCCGAGCAAGGCAAGCUCCUCGCCGAGUACGGUCGCCGUGUGCUCUCCAAGCUCAAGGUCAACGAGGACGACAGCGAUGACGAAGGCGCGAAGUAG
Messenger RNA from Saprolegnia parasitica CBS 223.65, 8205 nucleotides. RefSeq lists its product as hypothetical. Gene Ontology annotation, molecular function: protein kinase regulator activity. Gene Ontology annotation, biological process: cellular response to amino acid starvation; regulation of translation. Bases 1 to 8205 code for a protein of 2734 amino acids. The record is from RefSeq and is a predicted model, not a curated record. The transcript is spliced from 4 exons. Lineage: Eukaryota; Oomycota; Saprolegniomycetes; Saprolegniales; Saprolegniaceae. Gene Ontology annotation, cellular component: cytosol.